AUGGACAACUCAACUAUUUCCUUCAAUUUCAAUACUUCCCUUAACUACUCACCUUCUCUUUACGAGGACCCAAAAAUCAAGAAUCUAGAAUGAAUGGAUAAAUUUACACACAAUUACGAAAUCGCCAGAAGGAAAGGUGAAAAUUAUGAUGAAGAAAUCAAAAUCCUAAGAGACAAGAUAACAUAUCGCAGAAACGAGAUAGCAAAAUCAGGUCUUUUAAAGCCAGAAGAUUUGAAAGGAAAUAAAAAAAUUGCUGAUUUAGAAAUGAAUUUGUCAUAUACAAAUUCAAUAUUGGGGAAAUUGUGCAACGAAAAUAACGAAUUGAAAGAGAAAAUUCAAAUAUUGAGAAGAACUGCAAUGAAAUGUGAAAAAAGAGAAGAAGAUAUCAAGCAUGAGAUUAUUAGGUCAAAAAGUGCAACAAAAACAUAUUGUUCGACUUCUUCUGCAAAUUUGAAAAAAAUCAAACUUAAUGCAAAUGCUCUAUCUAAGCUUAAUCAGUCGUUUAUAGCAGAAAAUACAAAUUACACAUAUAGAGAGUCUGCACUUAACACUACACUUAGAGAGGUAUCAAAAAGAACAACCCCAACUAAAUGAAAAAGACCAAGAACUCCUCAUAGUGAAUAUAGUGUUUUUCAUAAGCAGUUCAUAAAAAUAUCUAAUAAAGUCUUAUAGGCUAUUUAUGGGAAAACCAAUACUCUGAUUUUCUAAAAGUAUCUAAAUUUUUAGCAAAAAAUUGGGUGAAAUUUGUAAUAGCAAAGAAAGCGGACAUGGACAAAUAUGAUAAUCAUUUACAAGAAAUUAUCAGAGCAUUUAAUGCACUAGGAAGCUCAAUAGCUGUCUACGAUGUUACAGAAAUUGCUGAAAUAAUUCUUUCUAGUUAUGAGCAAGAACUUAGACUGAAAAACAUGCUAUUAGAUAUAUCAGAAGAAGUCGAAAAAGUCCAAAAAAGCAUUGAAGGAACAUAUGAAAGCAUUUGUGAAAUAAAACAAAAAAUGAAGGAUGAUAAAGCAAUAAAAGACAACGAAAUAGUACAAAAAAAAGAAGAAUUAAUGAUUGUAAAAGCACUGAAAGAUAAGGAGAUGGCUAAAUUUAAAUUUUUGGACAAUGAAUGUCAAGUAUAUUUCAAAAAAAUUCAGCAAAUAAAUAAAAGAAUCAAAAAUUUUGAGUCUUUUUCUAUAGUGACCAAACAGCAAUAUUUAACGAAUGUUGUUGAUUUUUCAAAUCAUGAAAAAUAUAUUAGCCGAUUAGAAGAAAAUAUUAGGGCGAUACAGUCAAUCAUAUUUUCUAUGGAUGGUAAAAAAAUUAUUACUCCAAUUAACAAUUUUCCAAAGGUUCAUAGUGCGCUGCUAAAUAAGAUUAAAGAUGCAGAUGUUGAAGUUUUUACUCCUGAGUUUGAUGAGAUGAUUGAACCUUUGUCACGAGCUCAUUUUACCCAUAGGGCUAGAAAAUAUAGGAAUUGCCCGAGGAUGGCGCUAUCUUGCGCCAUCCUCGGGCAAUUUAAAAAAUGGCCCCACACCGGGAAUCGAACCCACGUGUGGGGCCAUUUUUGGUGCGUGUAAGUAGAUGUUUGGCCACACACCAAAAAUGGCCCCACACGUGGGUUCGAUUCCCGGUGUGUGGGGCCAUUUUUGAAUUGCCCGAGGAUGGCGCAAGAUAGUGCCAUCCUCGGGCAAUUACUAUAUAUAGAUCGCAAUCCAUUGCAUACAAAUUAG
Molecule: messenger RNA, 1712 nt
Organism: Blepharisma stoltei
Lineage: Eukaryota; Ciliophora; Heterotrichea; Heterotrichida; Blepharismidae
Source: the annotation of a GenBank genome assembly